Messenger RNA from Botrytis deweyae, 564 nucleotides. RefSeq lists its product as uncharacterized. NCBI's taxonomy places the organism in Eukaryota, Fungi, Ascomycota, Leotiomycetes, Helotiales, Sclerotiniaceae. The record is from RefSeq and is a predicted model, not a curated record. The coding region runs from base 1 to 564 and encodes 187 amino acids. The transcript has a single exon.
AUGCUAAAGAUUCUCUCAGGAGCCAUGGCAAACAAGAAUACUCAAGCUAAGAAGGCCAAUCUUCCUCCAAUACUUCCCGAGCCACCUUCAUUUGUCGAAGAACACGAGUCGCUCUAUUGGUUAGAAGGUACACAAUCCUUGCAAAUAACCAUCGCAUACAACGAAGACAACACACAGGAAGAGACUGCUACUUAUAUGGCUAUCUUGACUGACCGUGUAGUUGGAUAUGGUCCAUGGGCAGCUAAAAUCGACCUUCUUAUCCACCCACGAAUCAUUCGCCGCUGGGAAAGCCCUAGCAUAUACACGCAACAUGUUUCUGAGAUGAUGUCUUUAGUCGACAAAAUCAACGACUCCUUCACUAAUCUUAGCCAUAUCAAUGUCCGACUCGAGUUAGACUUUUCCAACUUCCAGCAAAUUAAAUUAGCAGCUUGCUUCUUAGCUUUCAAGGUGCACUGGAGUUUGAGCUACUACGUUGAAGACAGACCUGUUCUUUUCGGAAUCAACACAGAAGGCUACCUCAUGAGGCGCCUGCGUGGUGUCUACCACAGAGAUUGUAGGGUAUAA